GCAGUGAUCGGGAUCGGUCAUCAAGUUGACGCAUAUUUGGGGGGUUGCUUGUCUGAUGAGCUUCAGUGCGCGAGCGUCUGGACAGAGAUCUGGCGUUACUGUUGGACAGCUUGAAGGAGUUGAGGAGGGCGUUGUGGAUGGCGGCGUUGUGGAUGACGGCGUUGUAGAGGAUAGCGUAGUGGAUGAGGGUGUAGCGGAUGAGGGUGUAGCGGAUGAGGGUGUAGUGGAUGAGGCCGUGGCGGAUGAAGCCGUGGUGGACGAAAGCGUGGUGGACGAAAGCGUGGUGGACGAAAGCGUGGUGGACGAAAGCGUGGCGGACGAAAGCGUGGCGGACGAAAGCGUGGUGGACGAAAGCGUGGUGGACGAAAACUUGGGCGAAGGCGAAGAGAACGAAAGCGUGGUGGACGAAAGCGUGGUGGACGAAAACGUGGGCGAAGGCGAAGAGAACGAAAGCGUAGUGGAUGAAGGCGUGGAUGAGGGCGUGGAUGAGGGUGUAGAUGAGGGUGUGGAUGAAGGCGUGGGUGAGAGAGUCGACGAAGAACCGGGGGUCGAGGACGGUGUAGACAACGGCGAAGAAGACGGCGUGAAGGAUGGCGUGGAGAAGAUCGAGAUUGGAGGCGGAGAGGGCGUAGAAGACGAGAUCGAUAGUGAGGGAGACGAGGAAUCCAAAGAUAGUGAAGGCGAACCUGAGGGGGGUGUAGAGGAAGGCGUAAUGGAUGGAGUUGACGCAACCAGAACCGAGGGUGUAGAUGAGGGAGGGGAGAGAGUGGGCGGCGUACUUAGAGGUGGAUUGGACGGUGCCGAUAAAGGGACCGAGGAAGAAUCCGAAGAUGCGACCAAAGACGGUGACAGGGGCGAGGAUGGCGUCGUGACUGGAGUUGACAAUGGAACCGAAAGCGGGGUGGAAGAUGGGACUAGCGACGAGGACGACACUGAGAAAGGGGAUACGUCUGAGGCAGAAGUCCUCCCGGAAGUUAAUAUCGACGAGCCUGAAGCUACUACUACAGACGGGCUGCUCGUAGGGGCUGAGAUAGAGCUAGCCGAAGAUGGUGGGGGCGAGCUCGGUGGUGUCGACGGAGGACCACACUCUCCCCCCAGGCCACUCACGAUUAGACAUGCUAUUCUGUCGAAUGAGGAUGAGGACACGGAGAGUACGGAUGCUGAGCUCGACGGGAUUGAGGUAGGGGUCGCGCCAGCUGAGAUUGCAUCCAGGCUGGUCCUGCUGACGACCGGAGUGCUCAACACCCCUGGAGUAGAGCUGAUAGCUGGAGUAAAAUCUGGAGUGCUCAAUGGAGAUGGCAGUGGUGAACUCGCGAUAGUCGAGCCCGAGACACUGGAUGGUAGUGACAAGUCCGCACUCGAUGACAGCGAAGGAAUUGAUGAGGGAGCACUCCCGCUGCUAUCAGGGACCGAUAGCGAAUUUGGAGUAGCCAAACUGGGCGACGCAAUCAAAGUAAGCGGAGUUAUCGAUGCUGGUAGACUUAAGGCACUGGAUGCACCGAGGGAGGUUGCCGCUGCAGUAGAGACUAGUGAGACGUCGGAUGCUGUCGGCGCAAUCACACUCGAGCCAGCCACGGAGGUACCAGAGGCGAUAGAAACCGGCGUGACGACGGGACUCGAAGGUGUCGAUGAUAUGAACCUCCCCAGGUCUUGAAGUCCCUCACAGGCAUCCCCAGCGAACUCCUUCGCAACGGGAAAGGACUCGAUGACAGCGUAGUCACAGAGUAGACUAGCACCGAACACAGCCAGAAAUCCAAGACCUGGCUCUGGAAGCUCUGCUCCACCAUAUAUCGUCUUGACGCAAUCUCCCACGAUCUGCGGAGUAAAAGACGCAACGCUUUGCCCAGCCCAGAAGGCUCCGCAGAUGGAAGUCAGGACUCCG
Messenger RNA from Mytilinidion resinicola, 1882 nucleotides. RefSeq lists its product as uncharacterized. The coding region runs from base 56 to 1654 and encodes 532 amino acids. Lineage: Eukaryota; Fungi; Ascomycota; Dothideomycetes; Mytilinidiales; Mytilinidiaceae. The transcript is spliced from 2 exons. The record is from RefSeq and is a predicted model, not a curated record.